AUGGCAUCGCCGGCCGCUGCCUCCAGGACUUCCUCCAACGAGACCUCGUUCUCGGCGUCGCCGCAGGAGCUGCCGCCGCCGCCGCCGCCGACCUCCGUGGCCGUGGUGGGCUCGAAGGCGAGCUCCCCGGGCCCGCGGCUGCGCCCGGUCAGCUCCCAGGACGCGCUGCCCACCGCCGCGUUCUACGGGCCGUUGGAUGCAAAAAACCCGCUCCUCGCCUCCUUCGAGAAGGAGAUCCGGGAGCUGUUAGGCUUUGUAAAGAAAAAGAAGGUGCUAGCCUCCACGGACGAGCAGAAGCACGAGUUCCAUCGGCGGUGUUCCACCACUUUGUUUAAUAUAUGGACCAGAUACGCCCCCAGGCUGCCAUCUGACUAUUACAAAGAAAAGCUUCUGAAGGUUGGAGAUAGCCUCUGCCAAAUGAAAGAAUACAAGCUGGCCCUUUUACAGUGCUACGGAAGAUAUCUUCAGCAGUUCACUACUGAGUUUGAUGAGAAUAAAGCAGAUGUGAAUGAAUUCAAGACUGUCUUUUUUCCAAAAGGCUUUGGAGACGAAACUGCUGGACUUACAUUUCAUGCUUUGAGUGGGAAAAAUCUUUGCAACUACCAGCUGCUGUGUGACAGUGAUGUCAACCUGCAGAAUAAGGAGUCUGUGAGCCAGUGUCUGCAUAUCUUGUCCUCCUUAAGGCUCAUCAUGCAGGUGGCUCUCCCCCAGGAGCACCUUUGCUGGAUUAUCUUCAAUGGUACCAUUUACAUUUACACCAUUUGCCGUAAGCUGAUGAUCAUGGGGCUGGCUUCCAAGGCCUUAGAGUACCUGCUGUGGGCCAGUAUGUGCAUGGAAUCCUCUGUCCCGCUCCUGUCUGUCCGGUACCUGACCUGGAGGACAACUCUCUACUCAGCUGUUUGCCAGUGUCACUAUGACUGUCAGGCCAGCAUUCAUGGAGAGGCAUUUGCCCGACGCGCCUUAGCUAAAAUUGAUGAGUUGAGGCAACUGGAGUUAAUGAGCUCCUCACAGUCACAGGAAGAAUCCCGAGUAUGUUACAGAGAGGCCACAAUAAAGAUGGCUGUGAUGAUCUUCAAAAGAGGAGUGUAUGAGUCUAGAAGAAGAAGCAAAGUUGUCUUCAGACCCAAGAUAGGACUUAAUGUGAAAGAAGUUCAAAGUAUGGCAUGGCCACGCACUGUCACUGAAAGACUGUUGGAUGAGAUGUUUGAUAGCAACGCAUCUCAGUUUUUGGCUGUUUUGGAAGCACUGUCUGACUCAAACAGGCGGAUCCUGCAAACUGGACCUUUUGUUUCUGAUGAGGUGGAGCUCCGUGAUGUCGUCUCAGAACUGUUUAUGGCAGGCAAAGAACUUUUAAUAUUUUCAAAUGUUGAUAUACAUGGGAAGCUCAGUUUCCCUAAAUCCUCUCUCCUGGAGUUGAUGAUAGAAGGAAAAAAUGUUAUUUCUGUGGACAUGACUGUGAAAUUUGUAAAAUUAGCUUUCACUUAUGAAGAAUGGGGAUUGUUCAAAUCUGCAGCUGGGCAGCUCAUUCAUUUUCUCCAGACGCAGGAAGAUCCCGAAUCAAAGAAAACCGAGAAGGAUUUAAUCCUUUUGGUUGCAAUGGAGCCACUCAUCAACACAAAGAAAAAGAAAGGUUUGAUCUUUCCUUUGGAUAAUGAUAAAGAAGGACAGUCGUCAGUUCAGAGUUAUUUAAAACAAAUUGCUUGUCAUGAUUCGUUUGUGAAGUUCUAUGGCUAUUCAGAAGAUAUUUUUCAUUUGGCAUCAAUUCUGCAUCACUGUGUCUGUGCCUGUCCUCAGGAUGUCCAACCCAGUCCAGAGAUCGUGACGGACAUUAUCAUGUUCUUAUGGCAGAAAUGCAAAUCAGGGAUUCAGAGUAUGACUGUAUCCAGAAGUGACCAUGCAAAGUUGACCCAAAAGAUCAGCACUAACAAAUGGGUUUAUCUUCUGUGGCAGAUAAGUGAGGUGAUCCACUGCUAUAAGACGGAAGAUGUUGAUAUCGUGGUGGUAGCUGAGGUCACAUUACGAAUGAGUGAAAUAUUAGAGUCAUUAGGAAGCCAAAGGAGAAAAUUCAAAAGACACCUAGAUAUAUCUACAAGAAGAAAGACAGAUGAAUUAUCUGGGCCUCCAAAAGGGAUCCCAGAAAUUCUCCCUAUAUUGAAGAAACAACCCACGGAACAGUUGUUUUAUGCCUAUGAACUUCUUGAUAAGGUGAUUGGGAAACUGAACAGGAGUUGCAUGCUGUCUACUUUACCAAAUGAAUCAUCAGUAAUUGACCAUUGCUAUGUCAAGUACUCCCAUGAUGUAGAUGGAGACAGCUACAAGCCAAUCUCUGCAAACAGCUUCAUGAUGGAUCUGCAUCUUGAACUCAUCCAGGCUCAGCACCGAAUAGCUGUCGUACUGCUCUACCAGCUGCAAGCUUUGCAGAUUCCAGGCACUAACACGAAUAUUUCUACCAAAGGUUCCGAAAAGUUAAGACCAUCUGGAAGCACUGAUUGUUUCUCAGAAUUAAGUGUAAUGAAUAAAAUCAAGAAGAAUAAACUAUCCAAAGCAAUCUACUUAAUGCAGAAAGCUCUUCUCAUAUUUCAGAAUGAUCCAGCUUGUAAAUCUUCACAGGACUUUUUGAUGGAAGCAUAUUCUUUAAUUGAGAAGGUUGAAGCAGAACAAAAUACCCUGUAUUCCUAUCAGAAGUAUUUGGAAAGUUCAAAAUCAAAGCGGAGCAGAAUCCCUCCCCCACCUAUCCUGCUAUCCCGAUCCCACUGUUCUGUGACUCUCAAGCCUGCCCCAUUCAUUUCAGAUGUCAAGGUGUGCUGGUACUGCAUAUUGGGUUGCAAAGCAGAAGGAAGUUAUGCAAAAGUCAGGCUAAACAAUAAUCACCUCCCCAAUUCUGGAGAAGCGAUACCAGCCGAUGGUAAAAGCAUCUUUGAAGUCAAAGGCUUAGAGACUAAUGAAAAAUACGUGUUUGCAGUGGCUGCCUAUUCUUCCACUGGGAAGUUGGUGGGUGAUGCUGUUGGAGAGACAACUAAACCAGUUCUAAUUUACCCACCCCUCUCUGCUGUGACUGCUCGCAUGUACCUCACACAGGUUGCCUAUCAGAUCGGUAGCUAUGAGCUGGCCAAGAAAGUUUUCUCACCAGCUUGGGAUUAUUUUGUUGCUUCACCCCCUCAGGAUGAGCAGUCUGUUAUUUGCUUAAGCAAUAUCAUGACAGUAACGCAGAGAAGGCUGCAUUUGGAUAUUUUGGCAGAAACUUCUUCAAUCCUUUUAUACCUUUUCCUUAGAAAUAUCUUUAUAACAAGUGACAUUAAAAUUAAAGAAGAAAAUCUUUUCUGUGAUAACAUUAAAGGCAAUGAGAUCUUCCCUGCCCAACAAAUUGCUAGACUGAACGAAUGUGAGAGAAUACUAGUGGCAUUGGACCUCAGCAACUUCCUCAAUGAUCCCAGCUAUGCCCUCCAAGCAGUGACUCAGUGUUAUGGCCUCCUCUCACCUAUCAUAUAUCACAAUAUUGUUCUGGUACCUGUUAUACAGAUCUUGAUAAAGUGUAUCGUGGUGUUGCAAGGAAUACCAAAUAUUGUUCACUCAAGGAAACAAAUGUCAAGUUUUGAGAGCGUGCAACACAUGAUAGCCUGUUGUAUCUUCUACAUGACAAAGAUCCUACGUUCAUGGAAGGAAUAUGACCUGGCAAUAAUGAUCAUAAAUUAUGGAAAAAAGCUGUUGGAUAUCACAAUAGGGUGCAGAUCUGUAUUUGGUUAUGAACAAGAAGAAACUGUAGAAAAGGGCUCUUGUUCUAAGAAAUAUUCAAGAGGGAAGAAGCCCCAGCAGGUACUGUUGCCUGAAAAAAUAAGCGAACAGCUGGCCUUGGUGGAGACACAUCUACUAAAACUGACAAAGCAAUACACUACAGCAGAACUCUCAGGAUCAGAAGACCCUAUGUUCCUUUAUCCCAUAGUGUCAAAUUGGACAGUGAAAGGUGCAAUAAGGGAAGUUAUGAAAUUUAAGCAAAGACCUAGAUUCCUGGAAUUUUUUACGCAAGUUAUGCUUAAAUGCAUGAAUGAUGAAAAAUUUCAUCUCGUGGUGGAGAUAGCAGCUCCCGUUUGUGACUUCUUAAGAAGGAGGUAUGAGUCCCUUCUUGGAAUAAGAAAAUUAAUACGUAAGGACAAUUAUUUGUAUAAAAAGAUAGGCAAGCCUGUGAAGAAGUAUAGAGCCGUAGUAAUAGAGAUCGAAAAAGAUCCAGAAGUGGUACCAAAAAAAAAGAAGAAGGAAAGUUUAAAAGAUUUCUUUUUCAAGAAUCCAUCUGUUUAUGAACUAGAAGAACACGAACGAAAUAUGAGACCCGACAUUAGAAAAGUAGCAUUUCGAAGCCUGACUGAUAACCUGAAUCCUAUAUUAUUAAAUUUUAUUAGAAGAAAGAGGUUUCACCAAAUAUUUCUUGAAGAGCUGCCUUGGAAAGCUCAGAUGAACUUAUACCUGGCGAGUGCACACUUCCACUUGUUUUUACAAAAGCUGGGGGAGCAUAUGAAGAUGAAAUUUGGUGCAUCACAUCCAGUGGUCAGCUUCCGCACAUGUGAUCCUAAUCUCUUCUCACUGUAUAAUUCAGGAACGGUACUACCAACAGCAAAACUGACAGUUGACAAUUACAAAGCAAUGCUUGAUUUCCUGACUGCGCUUAAACAAAGAAGGUCGCUAUUACUCCCACCAGAUACUGAAGAAAUUUCUGCAUUUUGGAAUGCCAACUCCACUGAUGAAAAUGUUUGCAAGACACAAACUCAAACGCUUUGUGACUCGGACUCUAAAUUGAAUUUUAAUAUGAAUGCCAAAGACAAAGACCGAGCAAUAAGCUGGGGAAUGGAUCACUUCAUGAAAGUAUUCUCAUGUUGCAGGAGAGCCAUGGUCCUGGCACACCGUGGCGGCUACUGGACUCUGCUGCAGAACUCGUGCCGCACCUUCUGGAACUUCACUCAGGAAUUGCACAUUCUCUUCAAGCAGAUGGAGGACCUCUACAGAAUCUUUCCCAUUAGUCACGAUGGCUUCCUCUGUACCUCUGUUUUGCCAUUCAGUUUGGGGGCAGAAUUACUUAUUGACAUGUUAGUACAGCUCCAAGAUAGCAAGUCUAUUAAGCCUAUCGAAGACGAAGGAGAAUUCAGCAUUUCGAGCUGUUAUGGGAAUAUCAAACAUGACAAUGGCGGCUCCAGCCUUACUUUUGAACACCCUCUGGAUGAUAUCAAUGUGGUUGAUUUGAAAUGGAUCCAUGACUUUGUGUUAAAAUCUCUGGAAGUUUUAUAUCAAGUGGAAAAAUGGGAAUCACUGGUAUCCCUUGCCAUUCAAUUCAAUAUAAUCUCACAUGAGAGGUACACAGAACAAGUGACCCCGUUGCUGGUGUUCGCACAGCGCGAGCUGCUUCUGAGAAUAGAGAAGUUCAAAGGUCCAGACAUUUCCCAGCAAGCUUGUGCGAGAUACGAGGCUGAAAAUGGAGAGAAGAUAACUUGCCGAAACUUCAUUGGGAAACAGCUCAAGGCUGAUCCUCCAUCCAAGACAUUGCCUGGCCUUGAUAGCCAUACGGAUGUACUAAAACUGCUUAUCGAUGCAGAAAGCAUCCGAGCCAAACAGCUCAUCUGUGUUCCACUGGAUGUGACAGACACUUUGAGGUGCUUUAGAGAGACCCUGGAAAAAUCCAAAUAUCAUAACAGAUCUAUUCGACACAGCAGGAAGUUGCUUUCACUAUUUCUUGCACAGACACAAGAUGACAAAGGAGGAAUAAACAACUCAACAUUCACUUCUGGGAAGGUGCAAUUUUGCCUGGAGACUGAAGAGAUGCACAUGCCAACACCCCCUGACCUUUCUCAGGAACACUUCAGAGUUUUCAGUUCAGUGGAAAAGAGCAAACUUCCCUAUUCACAGCUGGGGCUGGUCAUUUCUUCCUAUCAGCAAACCAUUGAUGUUCUCCAAGCCAGCAAUCAAAGAAGUCUUAAAGUUCAGGCAUUGCAUUCACUUGGAAGUCUUCUCGUCUUUGCAGAAAAGAAAAGGGCUGCUUUUAAGUGUUGGUGUCAAGCUCUUGAUGACAUAUUCAGAAAACCAGAUGCCCUACACACCUGGAAAGAAUUUGGCACCCCCAUUCCGAACACCACCAGCAGCUCUUCACCUCCCUGCUUCAAAGAUUACAGUGAAGAAUUUCUUUCAAAACUUGGCAUUUGGGGGUGCUUGCAAGGCGCGGUUAUAUCAGCAAAGAUAGCACAAUUUAUUAAGACAGUGAAUGUUAAAAAGAGAAUCAACUGUUGCAUGUUGUCUGCUUUGCUCUUUCAGAGUUUGCUUCGAACCACACUUCCACAUCCCAAAGCUGAACAUAACUACGCUCAGUAUGAAAUCACUCAGCUUCUCCCGGGCAUUGAACUCUUCUCGGAUAAGUACAGGGCUGACAUCUGCUCUGUCGUUGCGAGCCUAUAUUAUAUCAUCCGUGAACUGCACUUUGCUAGGCACAAUCUAAUAGUUUUGCCUCUCCUUGCAUUGUAUCAAUAUUUUGUUUCUGGAAUUUGUCAAGACUUAGUCAGAAAUCUAAAAGCAAGAAUCCUCAAGAUUGAAGUCCUUAUAGAUUUGAGUUUCUUUUCUGAAGCCUUCUAUGAGCUAUCCCAGAUUUCUUAUGGAAGAAACAUGCCUUCUGCAAUACCUGCUGGCUAUAAAGCUACUGGAAAAAUUAAGAUACUUCAACCGUUUGACUCAGGCAAACCUCUCUCCAGCAAAGAGAACAUUCAGGCUCUUGAUGAAUUAAUAAAUAAAGGCUUGCCUCAAAUUCUGGUUAAUCUUGGCCAACCACAUCUGUUGCAUAAAUAUUCCUUUGUUAAGGCAUACUUUUUCAUAAGUGUGGCUGCCACAAUAAACUGUGUUCCUGAUAAUUCACUGAAAACAUUUGGUCAUGGGCAUUUUACUGAGAAGAAUAAAUCAAAUCCUACAAACUUGAAAGAUAUAUUUUUGAAGGAGAAUGACAACUUAUAUUCUCCGCUUCCAAAAGUUAAAGAUGAAUACAAUCUUAAUUUGCUAAAGGCAGUUUUACUGAUGGAAGCUGAAGACAGGCUCAACCUGCUGGUGCUGGAGCUGGAGCAUACAGCUCACAAGGACCUGUCCCAGUACAGCGCUGGAGAACUGGAGAUUCUGGUGGAGACCAGGCUGCAGCUGGCGGCCAUCGCCCUGCAGAGGCACCGGGCGGCCUACAGUGCUGCGCUAGUGUAUUCCACACUCAAGCUUCUCCAGGAUUCCAAACUGUUCAAAAAGAAGGGAGUAGAGGAUGAUUCAGAGGAUCUUGACUCUCCAGGAACUUCUGCCACAGAAAUUAAAAAUGAGAAUGAGUUCUUAGACCCUGUUUCCCUAAAUGCUCGAGAAUAUUUCAACAUUCACCUCUGGCUGAGAUGUCGUGUAGCACUGGUGACUUCAUUUAUUGCCCAGAUUCGUGGCAUUGGCAUCAUGAAAGAGAAUGAUAUGACUGACUGUUUGAGUCUCAUCAAUGAAGUGUGUAUGGAGGCAAAGAGCGCACAUGACCCUGAGCUCCAAGCAGAGUUCCUGAUGCAAGCUGUGAUCCUCGGCCUGCAGGAAAAGCAUUUGAAGGCAGACAUAAUAAAGAACCUUCAGGAGAUCAUCCAUUUGCUGGACAGAAAUGAGUUUCUUUCUCCUCAAUCUUGGCUAACCUUGGCGAGAAGUCUAGUUCUAUUGGACGACUUAACCAAGGCUGAGAGAUUCAAGGAGUCCUCUAUGAAGGCAGAAAAAAUCGUGCUUUUGACUCAAGCUCACAGCAUUCUCAUUGAUCAGAUGCUAACUUUUGGCGAAACAAUUGAAUUCCCUUUAUCAAAUGCUGACUAUGCAAAUCCAAUCCAGCCUUUGAAGAAUAUUUAUCUUCCUCAUGUCAUGUUACUGGCCAAAAUAAAAAUGAGAAUUGGACAUACGUUGGCCAAGCAAGUGUAUUACAACAGUAAGAAGAAAGACUUCACGAAGUGGCUGUCUCCUCUUUAUCUCUUUGAGGUGGCGCUGAAGCUCUGUAAGAUCUCAGCAGCAGAGGAAAGGGAGGUGGAAGCUGAAAUCCUUUUUCAGAAAGGGAAAAUACAGCGGCAGAUUCUGAUGGAAGACAGAUCUCCAGUUACACAAGUGGAAAGCUUUUUUGAAGCUAUACAUCUAAGCUUGAGAAAUGAUCAAAACUCAGGGCUGAUAAGAGAUUCCUACCUGGAGAUUGCCCUACUGUACUUUCAUCAGAAGAAAGCAAAGAAAAAACUUUCAGGAACACCAUCAAUAAUUAAGCCUCUUCUCAGAAGACAUAGUUCUUCUAUUAAAGAACCAAUAGCAAACCGAUUUGAAAUGUACAGUUCAUUGGCCUGGAUUGCAAUAAGAGCUGCUGCCCAGGUCAGCGAGGCUGUGCUGGAAACCAACCUGCUGAUUGGGAAGAAGAAUGCUAGAACAGACAAAGUUAGUAAUGUGGUAUUACAGAAUAUUCCAGAAUUUGCCACUGUGGAUCUUUUGUCUUCAUAUACAGACUAUUUGUUUGAAAACUACCAAGUUGUCUUCCAGACUUCUCAUUCAUUUUCUCACCAAAAUGAUGAGAUCUGUGAGCAUACAGAUGCCAAAAUUACCAGAGUGGAUGUUACAUGGAUUCUUCUCCUACGUUACUACAUACAUCUGCAAAGAAUUAAUAAUAUGAGCAAACUGCUAGCAUCUGCCACGCCAGUAUCUGGGAUUUCUUUACCUGAUGAUACGCUUCUCACGUCUCUAUACAACUCGGGGCUGAUAUUACGCCAAAAAGAAAUGCAUUUGUUUCUUAAAAAAUACUUACAACUCUAUUCAUCUUCUUGUAUUGAAGAAUUUCCAAAAGAGCUUUAUCAAGGUUUGGAAAAUAUCCUCACUUCAGAAAGACCCUUAUAUGAAUCAACAAGCAAGAUACGUCGUAACAGUUCAGUGCAGUCUGAUAUUUCUGUAAAGCUCCCUGCCAGUGUAUCUUAUGUGAGCAUGGCUUCAUCAAAUACAGCAACACAAGCUUUAAACAAGGAACUUUGCUUUCAGUGGUAUAUUCCUCCCCUGGACAAACCUCCUACAGACACAGAACCUAUGGUUUUAUUAUUAUAUGCAUAUAACUUAAAACCCAUAAGGAUUGUAGAUGCUAGACAGUCCACUGGCAACAACAUCUGUGUUGGCUCCUCCUGGUUUCCACUGAACAAAGUCAUUGCAAUUCAUGAGAACCUGUCUAAUCUGGCACAAAUAGCUGAAUUAUCAUUGCCGGCAUUUCCUGAAGUCCCUUCAGAUGAAAACAUAUAUGAAUUACCUGGAACAGAACAGAAGUCAGUUGAUAUAGAUAUGGAAAACAUGAUUAUUAAAUGCUGCUCUGAAAUAGCGUCACUGUUUGCAGGUGACAGAGAGCCCACACCACUGACAGAGGUUCCAUUUGAUGUCUCCCUGCCUUCCAUAUUCAACCUUGAGAGGCUUUUUGAUCUUUCCAAUGGCUGUAUUAUAUCAGGAGGAACCCUGUUCAGCUGGAUGGUGUCAAUCAUUCCCUGAGCAUCCUGUACAUGGUAACCUAAGGAGGGACUUAAUUGUUUCUAGAGCUUUCCUCCUAUAGCUAACAGAAUUUUAUAGGAAAUUUGUAUAUUUGAUUUGGGAAGAAGUUUGAACAGAUCAGGCCUUCCAUAUUUGAUAUUUCUGAGAGGUACCAGCUUUGGAGGUACCAGCAACAGUUUUGGAAUUAUAUAAGCUUUGGUGUGGAGAUUCUCUACUACUUGCUGGCUUUACAGCUUCAAAAAAUUGAUUGUAAUGCUUAAGCCUUUAUUUCUUCAUUGAUAAGAAUGAGGACAUGUAUGUGUACCUCAUAGACCUUCUGUAUGUGUUAAAGUAAUAAGAUGCUUAGCACAAGGCCUUAUGUAGCAGGCUGCAGGGAGUACCAAUCUCCUUCUCAACUGAGAGAGAACUGUGCUUUUCCAGCUCUUUUUGUCUAGUAUAUUAACAAUGUCACACACAUAUGGUUCCAGCCUCUGACCCAUGAAUAGAUACUCAAAAGAAAAAUAGACAAAUAAAUGAAUGAAUAAAUAAAGGUAUACUUUCCCAAA
Messenger RNA from Jaculus jaculus (lesser Egyptian jerboa), 10061 nucleotides. RefSeq names its product cilia and flagella associated protein 54 (gene Cfap54). Gene Ontology annotation, biological process: cilium assembly. The transcript has 68 exons. NCBI's taxonomy places the organism in Eukaryota, Metazoa, Chordata, Mammalia, Rodentia, Dipodidae. The record is from RefSeq and is a predicted model, not a curated record. The coding region runs from base 1 to 9516 and encodes 3171 amino acids.